GCGGGGUCCAAUGGGUGCCGGCUCCCGAGGAGAGGGCGGAGGAGAGGAGGAAGGAGGCGGACUCUGGGCCCCGGCCCCAUUCAUUGCCGCGGCCGGCCGGGCGAGGGUCCCGCGUUCUCGGAGUCAUGGAGGCGCUAAUUCCUGUUAUCAACAAGCUCCAGGACGUCUUCAACACGGUGGGCGCCGACAUCAUCCAGCUGCCUCAGAUCGUCGUGGUGGGGACGCAGAGCAGUGGAAAGAGCUCAGUGCUAGAAAGCCUAGUGGGGAGGGACCUGCUUCCCAGAGGCACUGGUAUUGUCACCCGGAGACCUCUCAUUCUGCAGCUAGUCCAUGUUUCACCCGAAGAUAAGCGAAAAACAACAGGAGAAGAAAAUGACCCUGCUACAUGGAAAAACUCAAGACACCUUUCUAAAGGGGUUGAAGCAGAAGAAUGGGGUAAAUUUCUUCACACCAAAAAUAAGCUUUACACGGAUUUUGAUGAAAUUCGACAAGAAAUUGAAAAUGAAACAGAAAGGAUUUCAGGAAAUAAUAAGGGAGUAAGCCCUGAGCCAAUUCAUCUUAAGAUUUUUUCACCCAAUGUUGUCAAUCUGACACUUGUGGAUUUGCCAGGAAUGACCAAGGUGCCUGUAGGUGAUCAACCUAAGGAUAUCGAGCUUCAAAUCAGAGAGCUCAUUCUUCGGUUCAUCAGUAAUCCAAAUUCCAUCAUCCUUGCUGUCACUGCUGCUAAUACAGAUAUGGCAACAUCAGAGGCACUUAAGAUUUCAAGAGAGGUAGAUCCAGAUGGUCGCAGAACCUUAGCUGUAAUCACUAAACUUGACCUCAUGGAUGCGGGUACUGAUGCCAUGGAUGUAUUGAUGGGAAGGGUUAUACCAGUCAAACUUGGAAUAAUUGGAGUAGUUAACAGGAGCCAACUAGACAUUAACAAUAAGAAGAGUGUAACUGAUUCAAUCCGUGAUGAAUAUGCUUUCCUUCAAAAGAAAUACCCAUCUCUGGCUAACAGAAAUGGAACAAAGUAUCUUGCUAGGACUUUAAACAGGUUACUGAUGCAUCACAUCAGAGAUUGCUUACCAGAGCUGAAAACCAGGAUAAAUGUUCUAGCUGCCCAGUAUCAGUCUCUCCUCAAUAGCUAUGGUGAGCCGGUCGAUGAUAAAAGUGCUACUCUGCUCCAGCUUAUCACCAAAUUCGCCACAGAAUAUUGUAACACUAUUGAAGGAACUGCAAAAUAUAUCGAAACUUCAGAGCUAUGCGGUGGUGCUAGGAUAUGUUAUAUUUUCCAUGAGACUUUUGGGCGAACUUUAGAAUCUGUUGACCCACUAGGUGGCCUUAACACCAUUGACAUUUUGACUGCCAUCAGAAAUGCUACUGGUCCUCGUCCUGCUUUGUUUGUGCCUGAAGUUUCAUUUGAGCUAUUGGUUAAGCGGCAAAUCAAACGUCUGGAAGAACCCAGCCUGCGUUGUGUGGAGCUGGUUCAUGAGGAAAUGCAAAGGAUUAUUCAGCACUGUAGCAAUUAUAGUACACAGGAAUUGUUGCGGUUUCCUAAACUUCAUGAUGCCAUAGUUGAAGUAGUGACUUGUCUUCUUCGUAAGCGGUUACCUGUUACAAAUGAAAUGGUCCAUAACUUAGUGGCGAUUGAAUUGGCUUAUAUCAACACAAAACAUCCAGACUUUGCUGAUGCAUGUGGGCUAAUGAACAAUAAUAUAGAGGAACAAAGGAGAAACAGGCUAGCAAGAGAAUUACCUUCAGCUGUAUCACGAGACAAGUCUUAUAAAGUUCCAAGUGCUUUGGCACCUGCCUCCCAGGAGCCCUCCCCUGCUGCUUCUGCUGAGGCUGAUGGCAAGUUAAUUCAGGACAGCAGAAGAGAAACUAAAAAUGUUGUGGCUGGUGGUGGUGGGGUUGGAGAUGGUGGUCAAGAACCAACAACAGGCAACUGGAGAGGAAUGCUGAAAACUUCCAAAGCUGAAGAGUUACUAGCUGAGGAAAAAUCAAAACCAAUUCCAAUUAUGCCAGCGAGUCCACAAAAAGGCCACGCUGUAAAUCUGCUGGAUGUGCCAGUGCCCGUUGCACGAAAACUAUCUGCCCGUGAACAGCGAGAUUGUGAGGUCAUUGAACGACUCAUCAAAUCAUAUUUUCUUAUAGUCAGAAAGAACAUUCAGGACAGUGUGCCAAAGGCAGUAAUGCAUUUUUUGGUUAAUCAUGUGAAAGAUACUCUUCAGAGUGAGUUAGUAGGACAGCUGUAUAAGUCAUCCUUAUUGGAUGAUCUUCUGACUGAAUCUGAGGACAUGGCACAGCGCAGGAAGGAAGCAGCUGACAUGCUAAAGGCAUUACAAGGAGCCAGUCAAAUAAUUGCGGAAAUCCGAGAGACUCAUCUUUGGUGAAGAGAAUUAUAUAUGAGACUUUGUUGACUCAAAAUUUGCUAGUUACUGCCUACUUGAGUAGAAUUUUAUUUAUGAACUGUGUAUUGCAAUGGUAUGAAUCUGCUCAUGUGAAGAGACUGGCUAUAAACUGAAAAUUUCACUCUGUAUUGCAGAACAAAUCAUACAUUUAUCCAAAUAAUAAAUGGCUGUUUCUAAAGUU
This is a messenger RNA of Nyctereutes procyonoides (raccoon dog), 2574 nucleotides long. It is a transcript of the gene DNM1L, whose product is annotated as dynamin 1 like. Gene Ontology annotation, cellular component: membrane; cytoplasm; microtubule. The record is from RefSeq and is a predicted model, not a curated record. Bases 126 to 2375 code for a protein of 749 amino acids. Gene Ontology annotation, molecular function: microtubule binding; GTP binding; GTPase activity. Gene Ontology annotation, biological process: mitochondrial fragmentation involved in apoptotic process; mitochondrial fission. The transcript is spliced from 21 exons. NCBI's taxonomy places the organism in Eukaryota, Metazoa, Chordata, Mammalia, Carnivora, Canidae.